Prionailurus viverrinus (fishing cat) is the source of this 3487-nucleotide messenger RNA. It is a transcript of the gene ZNF597, whose product is annotated as zinc finger protein 597. Gene Ontology annotation, biological process: negative regulation of transcription by RNA polymerase II. The record is from RefSeq and is a predicted model, not a curated record. Gene Ontology annotation, molecular function: DNA-binding transcription repressor activity, RNA polymerase II-specific. NCBI's taxonomy places the organism in Eukaryota, Metazoa, Chordata, Mammalia, Carnivora, Felidae.
AAGAGCGGUCGGCUCAGGUUUUAAAGGGGUUGGAAAAGCGAGGGAGCCCUGGGAGUGCAGUCAGUUGGCCCCUCUGGGGGUUAUUCUCUCUCCUCCCAGAUCUGUCCCGAAGUCAGUGUGUCGACUUGAGGAAGGCAUUCCCCUCCCCCACCCCCACCCCGAGAUGGAGUCCACGCUCCCAACAACCGGGGCCCAGGGACCGAUGCUGUUUGAGGAUCUGGCUGUGUUUUUUUCUCAAGAGGAGUGUGUGUGUCUGCACUCUGUCCAGAGGUCCCUCAGCAGAGACACUACACAGGAGUGUUUCGAGGAGAUGGCCUUGAUGGGAGGGAAAGGCAAGACUGAGAUUACUCAGCAGUUAAAUCUAGACUCUAUGGGAGUUGAGGAACUGGCCCCAGAAAACUCCUCCAUUGCCGUGCCCCUUGUCUAUUACCCAGAAAAAUCUUCUGAGACUGGAGGUGGAGACCCUGAAAGGAAAGUAUCAGGUGGAACUCCUGCUUGCAAGAAAAGGUUCAUAAGCCUAUUAGUUACCAUCGAAAACCAUACCCCAUUAAUAGACCCACCUCAAUGUCUAGAAACUACAGCACUUUCUGAAAUUCUUGAAUUUUCUGGGGAAGAAGCCAAACAUUUGUAUAAGUGUCCUGAAUGUGACCAAAGCUUCAGUGAUAAUUCAUACCUUGUUUUGCAUCAGAGAACUCAUUCAGGAGAGAAGAAGUAUAAACGUGGUGACUGUGGGAAGAUUUUCAAUCACAGAGCUAACCUGAGGACACACAGGAGAAGCCACGCUGGCGAGAAGCCUUAGAAGUGUGCUGAGUGCGGCAGCAGCUUCCGCCAGCACUCACAUCUGUCCCGGCAUAUGAAUAGCCACGUAAAGGAGACGCCCCACACAUGUGGCAUCUGUGGGAGAGGUUCUUUGUGGCCCCCAGGGUUGGCACAGCAUCAGAAAACCCACGCGGCCAAAAAAGCCUAUGAAUGUACCGACUGUUGUAAAGGUUUCGGUCAGGAGACAAAUCUUGCUUUGCGUGAGGAAACGCACACGUCAGCCACCCAGUACCCGUGCACUCAGUGUGUGCAGUGCUUUGGAGAGCCCUCACACUCUGUCCUCCCCGACCAGGGCCACGAGGACGACUGUGAGGACGACGCCGAACACUGCGGGGACUGCAGAGAAAAUUUGCUUUUGUUCUCAAAAUUCAAACCCUUAAAAUGUCCCGAGUGCGCAGUGACCUUCCUCCGUGUCUCUGAGCUUGUUUCCCAUCAGAGCGUUCACAGAGGGGAAAAGCCCCAUAAAUGUAAAACAUGUACAAAGAGCUUUAUUUUGGACUCAGAGCUCGCAUGCCACCAGAAGAGCCACACAGGAGAGGAGCCUUUUAAACGUACCACGUGUGGAAAAAGUUUCAGGUUGAAUAGACAUCUCGUUAUUCGUCAGCAAACCCAUAAGAAAACCACCACGUAAAUAUAGCCAGUUUGCAUUCCUACUCUCUUUUUCUGUAUCUGUAUUGAAAACCAGGGAGGAGUUGUCCUUUAUAUGCCAGACGCGUGACACGCAUUCCGUGCCCUGCACCCCAACCUUGCUUUGGGGACUGUGAUUUCUACUUUAUAAUCGAGGAAGCAUAAUCAUUGUCACAGCCAGUGAAUGAAGCCAGGAUUCAGUAACUCACUCACUGUUCAGAUACCAUUUGGAUGAGCCAGAUAAUGAUACAGAACUUUUUUUUAAAUUCAGUUUUCAUUAAACUGAAAGUUUUGCUGGAGUUGUUUUAAUUUUGCUACAUGGUUUGUAAGUUAACUUCUGGAAGGAGAAGAAUUUUGUUUUAUUUUUUGCUAGUUCUGCAGAUCUCGUAUCUAGGAAAGUAAUGCAUCUCUGUGUUACGCUUUUUUUGACUAUAACUAUCUGAAUGUAACAUUUGUUCUGAGAGCUGAUAUUUCACGUGCUACUUUCUGAAGUGGUUUGGAAGCUUGUAUUUCUGGUGUGGAAAGUUCCCAAAUAGGUGGACAGGUUGGUGUUAUGAUGCCGAUUAGUAUCUUUGGAGUUCCCAUUCUGAGAUCUGAUGCCACUGGCCUUUCUGACUCAUUUGCAAGGAGUUUUGACAGUCUGACUGUAGCCCUUUCUGGUGCCUGGACUUGAGUGAAAGUUACUUGCUUCUCUCUGAAAGGAUUUACCUCUAAGUCUCUACCAAAGCACAUUACCUGCCUUUCUAUGAGUAAUAGUAGCUGGUGUUUAGUGAACCUGGUAUAUUAUCUAAUUUAAUCUUCAGGAUAAAUCUGACAGAGAAAGGGCUAUCCUUGUUUCAUAAAUGAGGAAACUGAAGCCCACAGAGGGUAAAGUCAAAGUCAGUACGUUGCCCAAGACGAAAAUAGCAAUGUACUGAAGCCGGCAUUUAACCUUGGGUCCUUCUGACGGUAAAGGUUGUGCAUUCUUCAGUAUUGUUGUGUGUUGGCUUUGUGUUGGGGCCGCAAGCCACCAGGGAGGCCGAGCUGGGUGGAUGAGAGCGGUCAUCAUGGAGGCUACCCCGUGCACAUGCAUCCUAGAACCCCUCCACUGCCCUGUGCUUUAUCCCAAGCCUGACUUACAUGUAUGGUUAUAAAGCAAAAGAAAGAUUCCCCAAGACUUCCAGUUCAAAUUCCCAUCCCUGUGAUCAGAUCAGAGACUGCAGACUCUACAGAGUACAGUCCUUAUGGUUUUAGUUGGGUUUUGGUUUAAAAAACAAAAUGUCCUCUUCAUCUCCAAAGAAAAAUACGUACAGAAAACGCUUAAGAGUUUCACCAAACUACCUGACACCACGUAAGUCUUUAGAUACUGCCGUUACAUAUAAAUAUUGGAGCAAGAUACUCUUAAAUGGGUUGGUCAUUCAUGUUAAAGAAUCAGGGAAUCUUGUAAAGAUACAUUCAUACACGAUUUCUCUUUAAAGAAAAACUGUGUACCUAUCAGCAAAGCUGUUUUUAAAUGGACUUUCGAUCAGGAUGUGAGAACCGUCUUACUCUACUUAAACAGUAUAGAAGUAUGGCAUUGACUAAAAUGGGGUUGUCACUGGGAAACCGCGUGAGCAAUAGUGCGCCUCUUUAGGCAAGUAGUACUUGGAAGAUGUGGUUUUUCUACAGGACAGCAGGUUGAGAACUGAAUAUACAAAAUGAUGGAGGCUGCUGCUCUAAGCUCUUAACACUGUGCAGAGGCAAGAAACUAUUCCUGAGGAGUAAGGGAAAUGGAGACCCCAACCCAGCUCAUUCCUAACUCCCUUUUUGUUGGUCUUGUUUCUUGUUUGCAGCUCCACAGUUGAGACCCUGUGAUCUGAAUGUCAGGGUCACGUUUGACUCUCUGUUUUGGAUGUCUCCACUCAAUACGAGACACCAGUCUGCUGGGGCUUUCGGAUCUUAUUAUUUUUUUUUUUUUAACAUUUAUUUAUUUUUGAGACAGAGAGAGACAGAGCAUGAACGGGGGAGGGGCAGAGAGAGAGGGAGACACAGAAUCAGAAACAGGCUCCAGGCUCUGAGCCAU